AUGACGAAAAUGGUGAUGGUGACGGUGAUAGUAACCAUGGCUGUAAUAGUAACAGUGACGGUGACGGUGAUGAUAACACAGACGGUAACGAUGAUGGUUACAGUCAAGAUGAUGGUAACGGUGACGGUAAUGAUAACUGUGACAGGUGAUAGUUACAGUAAUGAUAACGGUAACGCUGAUAGUAAUGGUAAAGUGAUUGUAACGGUGACGUUGACGGUAAUAGUGAUGGUUACGGUGACAGUAGCGGGUAACAGUAACGGUAUUGGUGACAAUAAUGGUCAUGAUGACGGUAACGGUGACGGUGAUGGUAACGGUAUUAGUAACGGUAACAAUAACGAUAAUGGUGACGAUAACGAUCACAACAAUGGUGAUGGUAACGGUAAUGGUGUGAUAAUGGUAACAGUUAAAUAUGACUGUAAAGAUGACGUUAACAGUAACAGUGAUGGUAACGGUGAUAGUUGCGGUAAUAGUGACAGUAACAGUAACGGUGAUGGUAUCGGUGAUGGUAAUAGUGACGAUAAUGGUUAUGGUGAUGGUAACGAUAACGAUAACGGUGAUGGUAAUAGUAACAGUAACAGUAACAUUAACGGUGACAAUAACAGUAACGUUAACGAUAAGGGUCAUGGUAACGGUAAUAGUGACGGUGAUAGUGAUUGUAACGGUGACGGUGACGGUGACGGUGAUUGUAAUGGUAACAGUGAUAGUAAUGGUGACAGUGACAGUAACGUUGACGGUGAUGGUUACAGUGACGAUAAUGAUACUGGUGACGGUAACGGUCGUGGUAUCGAUAACAGUCAUAGUAAUGGUAGCGGUAACGUUGACAGUAAUGGUUAUAGUGACAGUAAAGUAACAGUAAUAGUGAUAAUAAUGGUGACAGUGGCGGUAACUGUUACGAAAACGGUGACGGUAACGGUUACGGUGAUGGUGAUGGUAUCAAUGACAGUAACGGUUACAGUAAUAGUGACGGUAAUGGUGAUGACGGUAACGAUGACGAUUAUGGUCACGAUGACGGUAACGGUGACGAUAAUGAUAACGGUGCCAGUAAGAAUAACGAUAACAAUAACGGUAACAGUGACGGUGAUGGUAACAGAAACGAUAACGGGUGACAAUUACGGUGAUGGUAACGGUAACGUUGACAGUAAUGGUAAAGGUAACAGUAAUGAUGACGAUAACCAUAACGAUAACAGUGACAAUAACGGUGAUUGUAAUAGUGACGGUAACAGUGAUGUUGAUGGUAAUAGUGACGGUUACAAUGACAGUACUGGUAAAAUUGUCGCUAACGGUAAUAGUGACUGUAACUAUGACGGUAACGGUAGCUGUAACGAUGAGGGUAACAGUAAUGGUAAUGGUGACAAUAACGGUCAUGAUGACGGUGAUUGUAACGUUAAUAGUGAUAGUAAUGGUGACGGUAACGGUAACAGCAACGACAACAUUGACAGUGAUGGUUAUAGUGACGGUAAUGAUAAUAGUGACGAUAACGGUCACGGUAUCGAUAACAGUUAUAGUAAUGGUGGCUGUAAUGUUGACAGUAAUGGUAAUGGUAACCAUAACAUUAACGGUAACGGUAACGGUAACGAAAACGGUGACGAUAAUGAAAACGGUGAUGGUAAUAGUAACGGUCACGGUAACAAUGAUGGUAAUAGUAACGGUAACGGUAACGGUGACGGUAACAAUAACGGUCACGAUGAAAGUGAUUGUAACGUUAAUAGUGAUAGUAAUGGUGACGGUAACGAUGAAGGUGAUUGUAACGUUAAUAGUGAUAGUAAUGGUGACGGUAACGGUAACAGCAACGACAACAUUGACAGUGAUGGUUAUAGUGACGGUAAUGAUAAUAGUGACGAUAACGGUCACGGUAUCGAUAACAGUUAUAGUAAUGGUGGCGGUAAUGUUGACAGUAAUGGUAAUUGUAACCAUAACAUUAACGGUAACGGUAACGGUAACGAAAACGGUGACGAUAAUGAAAACGGUGAUGGUAAUAGUAACGGUCACGGUAACAAUGAUGGGGACGGAAAUGGUGACGGUGAUAGUAACAAUAACGAUAACGGUGAUGAUGAUGGUAACUAUAAUGGUAACAGUGACGGUUACGAUAAUCGAGUCGAUAAAGGUCACGGUCACGCUAAUGAUCACAGUAUCGGUGAUGAUAACAGUGAUGGUAACGGUGACGAUAAUGGUUAUGGUGAUGAUAACGGUAACAGUAACGGUAAUGGUGACUGUGACAGUAAGAAUAUCGGUAAAGGUGAUGGUAACGAUAACGGUGACGGUGACGAUAACGAUGAUGGUUAUGGUAAUGGUUUGAAAAUGUUGUAG
Vitis vinifera (wine grape) is the source of this 2307-nucleotide messenger RNA. RefSeq lists its product as uncharacterized. The transcript is spliced from 10 exons. The record is from RefSeq and is a predicted model, not a curated record. The coding region runs from base 1 to 2307 and encodes 768 amino acids. Lineage: Eukaryota; Viridiplantae; Streptophyta; Magnoliopsida; Vitales; Vitaceae.